AUGGAUAACUACGAGUGCCCAGUCUGUUACGAAAGUUGUUACUACCAGCCGGAGCGGAAGCUCUUUCACUCAGACGUCUGCAAACACCGCAUCUGCGGCUCGUGUCUGCAUCUCCACUUUGGCGAAAAUGGGAGAGGCGGCGUGCGAGGCGAGCGGCGCGGCUUCUGUCCCGUCUGCCGGACGAGCUUGACGCGCGCGAAUUACAAAGAAACUGACCCCGAUAUGGAAGUGUUGGAAGCCGAAAAAGAAAUUCGGAAACGAGUCGAAGCCAUUUACAAUUCCACGCGCGAGCGUUUCCCCGACACACCUGCUUACGACGACUACCGGGAGAAGAAAGAGGAUAUUGUUUAUCAGCUUGUGCGUGGAAGCGACGAGGCAGUCAAGCGCAAGCUGGAGGCCGAACUGCGGGCGUAUGAGCGGCAGAACUUGAAGACGAUUCAGGAGAACAAGGAUGUGCUCAAACAGCGCGAGAAGGAGAAGAUUUUCCAAAUCGUUCAGCGAGAGGGAGUCUUCUACGAGGUCGUCAAGCGGCGACCUGCCCUGUCCAGGGCCGCAAUCGCGAAAGAAAACCUCGUUCAUCCCCUCGAGCGCCAGUAUGCGCCAUACUUUCAAGAGGAACAAGCGCCUGUCCUGGUGACAGCUGAGGGAGGCGAGACAGCGCGACCGUUGAAUCCGACGAUCAAAGAAGACAGCGAUGUGCCGCGGACGCGCUACAGAAACCGAGAUCAGUUCGAAAAAGCUGAGAUCGCUGGCGGAUACACGCAGCGCCUGGUCUUUGCCAAGGGACUCGCUGAGUUGCUUGGUUCGGUCCAUUUUCUGCUCGCGCAGAAAUAA
This is a messenger RNA of Besnoitia besnoiti, 834 nucleotides long. Its product is annotated as CDK-activating kinase assembly factor MAT1 protein. The transcript is spliced from 4 exons. Gene Ontology annotation, biological process: regulation of cyclin-dependent protein serine/threonine kinase activity; DNA repair; regulation of transcription by RNA polymerase II. Gene Ontology annotation, cellular component: transcription factor TFIIH holo complex. Bases 1 to 834 code for a protein of 277 amino acids. Lineage: Eukaryota; Apicomplexa; Conoidasida; Eucoccidiorida; Sarcocystidae. The record is from RefSeq and is a predicted model, not a curated record.